CAAGAAUUCAAGAGCGGACUUCGGAAAGGAUUACCGAUACUGAAUGGCUGCUUAACAGUGCCCCUCCUGUGUGGGUUUGGAUACGGAUGCUCGGAGACAAGACCGGACCUGUGCAAGCCCAAUGUUUUGAUGGACUUGUAAAUCACCCAUAAAUGCAGCCAACAUAAGUCUAUCUGUCUGAUGGGUAAUACAAAUUAUUGGGUUCUUAUUAUUCCGCCUCUUUAAUCUCAUUUGCUCACAGGGUUCUCGUUCUUCCGGCUGUAUACCAGACUCAUCUAAGGUAUCUUUAGUUAUAUAAACCCAACCCCUCACACUUUAGUUCUAGGUUAGCCCAAGUAUCAGCGCCAUCGACAACACGUCAAGUUCAUCAUCACUGGACCAUUAAUUCACGAUUACAGUUGCAACCAAAAUGGCACCUCAAUUGUUAUGGAUAGGCCUCGGGAACAUGGGCAGGGGAAUGUGCAGGAAUAUUGUCGAGAAAGCUGCCCUCGAUGGUCUUCCGCUUCUUCUACAUAACCGUUCGGCACAGCGCGCUGUUGAUCUCAAGGGCAGUCUGCCGGACGGAAAGGCCGAGGUUGUCACAGACCUUGCACAAGGAGUCGCCAAAGCCGAUGUGAUUUUCACCUGCGUCGCCAAUGACGCUGCCGUCCGGGAAACGCUGGACGCAGCUAUUGCCUCUGGCAACAUCAAAGGCAAGCUGUUCAUCGACUGCUCAACCAUCCACCCGGAUACAACUGAGAGUGUGAGCAAAAAAAUCGUCGAUCAGGGAGCCGAGUUCGUAGCUGCACCGAUUUUCGGGCCGCCCGCCGCUGCAGAUGCGGGGACUCUGGUCGCCGUGCUCGCGGGCCCCCGGUCUUCGGUCGAACGAGCGCGCCCUUACUUCAAGGGCGUGACUUCGCGUGCAGAGAUCGAGAUGGUGGACCGCACGCCUCAGACGGCACUGACGCUCAAGGUCAUUGGCAACACCUUCAUCGUCAACAUGAUUGAGCAGCUGGCCGAGGGCCACGUGCUGGCGGAAAAGUCGGGACUGGGCACAGAAUAUCUACAUCAAUUCGUGGAGCACGUCUUCCCCGGGGCGUAUACCGCCUACUCGCAGCGGAUGCUGACAGGCGACUAUCACAAGCGAGAGGAGCCGUUGUUUGCUGUGGACCUGGCUAGGAAAGAUGCAGGCCAUGCUUUGGCCCUUGCAAAGAAGGCUGGGACCAAGCUGCCCAACGUGGAGGCAGCAGAUGCUCACUUGGCCCAGGUCAAGGAACACUCUGGGGCCAAGGGGGACAUUGCUGGUAUUUAUGGUGCUGUGCGCAAGGAAGCUGGGCUCAAGUUUGAGAACGACGCGUGAUGAGCAGACAUUCAUCCAAUAGGAAUAGAUGCCAGUAGAUGACCGGGUAAGAACCAGAGUGGCAGCUCGGGAUCGUUGUUAGUUUUGAUAAUAAUGACCGCAAUGAAUUGAAAGUCAGAAAGAAACAGAAAGAUGAAGAUUGGUUGCAAGCUGGAUUGCUUGCUUGCCCAGGCUUGCCAGGUAUCACUGGGUAA
Molecule: messenger RNA, 1533 nt
Organism: Pyricularia oryzae 70-15
Lineage: Eukaryota; Fungi; Ascomycota; Sordariomycetes; Magnaporthales; Pyriculariaceae
Product: 6-phosphogluconate dehydrogenase
Exons: 2
Coding region: 410-1339 (309 amino acids)
Molecular function (GO): oxidoreductase activity, acting on the CH-OH group of donors, NAD or NADP as acceptor; NADP binding; NAD binding
Source: RefSeq, a predicted model, not a curated record